This is a messenger RNA of Rubroshorea leprosula, 2950 nucleotides long. The record is from the annotation of a GenBank genome assembly. Lineage: Eukaryota; Viridiplantae; Streptophyta; Magnoliopsida; Malvales; Dipterocarpaceae.
UUUUUUUCUCUACAUCAAACGCCUCCUCCACUUCUCUCCUCCUAUCUCCGGCGGUGGAAGCAAGAUUCCAUAAAGGGGCAUAUGCAUUUAACCAGGAAUCGAGUCUUGUUGGGAUUUUGGAGACUCGGGUCUGCUUUUGAGACUAAAGAUCAGGCUGUUGUCUUCGGCAUCUGUUUUUUUGGGGAUUUUUGUGGUUUGUGAUGGGGAGUUCUGAUGAGCCAAAAAGUAAGGGCAUUGAUGCGUCUGUGGGUGGGUUGGUUUGGGUCCGCCGCCGUAAUGGUUCAUGGUGGCCAGGUCGGAUUAUGGGCCUUGACGAGCUCUCCGAAGGUUGCUUGGUUUCUCCGAGAUCCGGUACUCCGGUUAAGCUUUUAGGCCGUGAGGAUGCAAGCAUAGACUGGUAUAAUCUUGAAAAGUCUAAAAGGGUGAAGGCAUUUCGUUGUGGGGAGUAUGAUGAAUGUAUUGACAAAGCAAAGGCCUCGGCCGCAAGUUCUAAUAAGAAAGCAGUGAAAUAUGCUCGAAGAGAAGAUGCAAUUCUUCAUGCUCUUGAGAUUGAGAGUGCACGGCUAGGGAAGGAUCAUCCAAAUUAUUUCUCUAGAAGAGACAAUUCAAGUGGUGAGGAUAAUGCUUCUGCCCGAGAAUCACCUAGCAUGUCACAUUCUGGAAAAGAAAAUCAGGAUAUGACUGAUGAAGGGAGUGAAUCUGAAAAUGAUUCAGAUUCUGCCCCAGAAUUAUCACAAUCUGGUAUAUCUUUUGAAGAGCCUAAUCACAUAGGUACUUCAAAGGUGCAAGCUGUUCAGGGAAAGCGAAGAAGAACCCCAAAUGACUCAGAGGAUGAUGGAACUGAAGGAACCAAGCGAAUGAGAGGACUUGAGGACCUGGGUAUGGGUGUAGUGUCGAGAGCAAAGGUCCAGGCUGGGGCAGUGCUGGAGCAUGUUCAACAAGACAAUGCUUCACCUCAUGAUUCAAAUACAGGAAAUUGCAUGCCUAAUGGAAGUGCCAUGAAUGGUAGCAGGGGUUGCUCCUCAUCAUUGAAAAGAAAAAGAUCUCGAGUGGCAAAUGCUCAUGAAUAUUUGAAGAGGAAAAAUCGUCGCCGACCAUUGACAAAGGUGUUGGAAAGUACUGCUAUGGUGUCUGUUCCAGUCAUUUGUGAUGAACUUCCAAGCUCAAAUGGUUCACCCCUUAGGGGACUUUCUGACAGCAAGGUUUCUGGAAUAGAUUCUAAUGAGUCAAGGAGAAGUUUGUCUAUGGCAAAUAACAGUAAUAACUCAGACAGCACAGGAGUAUCAUGUGAGAAUGCUGUAUCCUUAAAUGCUUCUGAACAAGGAGGCACUGCAUCUCAUUCUCUUGUUAAUAACAAAACAAGGGACAAUGAGAUUUCCAGCAUUCCAGGGGUAGCUGAAAAUGAUUCAUCCGACAGGUUGUUUGAUGUGCCGUUUGUUGGGGAAGAUAAGCCCUCUGCAGAUUUCUCUCCUAUAUUUGUGUCUUGUUCAUCUGACACACCUAAUGUUGGUUGUCUGGGAAGGCAAUCAAGUCACAGUAUUAAAGCUGUAAAUGAGGGACAUGAUGAACUAGGUUCUAUCCAGACAGAAGCUAUUAAUGUUAACAUUAGCCAGAGAAUAGAGAGAGAUACUUCAAAGUGGCAGUUGAAAGGGAAGAGGAAUUCAAGACAAAUAAGUAAAAAUAGAAAACCAGACUUGAGGAAAUAUGUUGACAUGGAUGACGAACCAAAUGCUUAUUUGGCAUGUCUAGAACACUUGAAUGGAUUCCCUCAGGGUUCUGAUCAGAAAGUUGAUUCCAAUGGAGUUGGUGAGCCUAUCUCGACAAACAUUUGCACAUCACCAGCACGGCUUAAACCACUUAUGGAAGGUCAGAUUGAUGGAUUCCCUGAAUGGAAGUCUGUUUCUCGAGCAGCUGAACUGAAAUUACUACCUGAUGGUUCUAUGGCCUCUCAAAGGUCACUUCCCUACCGCAUGUCACGCAAUGCAGUUCAUCCCAGAUAUCAGACUGCUGAUUUUCCAGCUAGAAAUUAUUCUGGUGAUUCUUCAUUAUAUGAUGUUAAGGUUGAGGCAGAUCCUAGGUACCGUCCACAAGAUGUUCCAUUGGUUUCCCUUUUGAGUAAAUUGAAUGGCAAAGCCAUUGUUGGUCACCCGCUAACAGUUGAGGUUUUGAAUGAUGGUGGCUAUAGCAAUGAAUGCAAUGUAACUGAAGUUGGUCAUGUAGCCAUGAGAAAUUCUGACGUUGGGAGAGUUACUAAAAAGCGUAUGAAAUUGCAAUCACGCCUCUCAUCAGGUAAAUCUAGAAAAUCAAGGAAAAGCGGGAUUUUGUCCAACAAAAAGAUACGGAAAUUGUCUUCACUGAGUGUUCAGAAGCAGCUUGGUGAAUCCAACAGGAAACUUACGAUGAAUAAGCCUAAAGCUCCUGUCAUAGCUUGUGUUCCCUUGAAGUUAGUAUUCAGUAGAAUAAAUGAAGCAGUGAAUGGUUCAGCACGACACACUCACCGCGCUUUAAUACCAGGGAACCCAUGAAUUUGGCCUUGAUAAGGUUCCUCCUAUUGGCGAAUGUGGUUGGUUUUCAUGGGAUUUUAUUUAACUAGAGAGUCUCUUGUUCCAUAUCAAAAGAUUUAAUACCCUACAGGUAUAAAACCUCUGUACAAUUUGAUGGUAGGCCUCUCUGGUUCUGUAUAUACAUGUAACAUUAGCUGAGGUGUAAAGGAGGUGGUCUGCUAAUAGGUAUAUUAAUGACCUGUUCUUAGGUUUUUAAUUCAUGGAUUCAGGUUUAUUAGAGGCCAAUGCAAUAACUUAAAUUUUGCCAAUGUACCUUUUAGAUUUGGACAUAUUAGCAAUUUGUGCCAAGUUUCCUUUUCAAUGUUGUUGUCAUUUCACAUUCAGUUCUUUUUUUAACUUUUUACAACCAAAAAUUGCAAUCUCUGGAUUAAAUUUACAUUUAUGAU